Acanthochromis polyacanthus (spiny chromis) is the source of this 6798-nucleotide messenger RNA. RefSeq names its product glial cell derived neurotrophic factor a (gene gdnfa). Gene Ontology annotation, molecular function: receptor tyrosine kinase binding; glial cell-derived neurotrophic factor receptor binding; growth factor activity. The record is from RefSeq and is a predicted model, not a curated record. The transcript is spliced from 3 exons. Bases 3584 to 4384 code for a protein of 266 amino acids. Gene Ontology annotation, biological process: negative regulation of neuron apoptotic process; peripheral nervous system development; positive regulation of branching involved in ureteric bud morphogenesis. NCBI's taxonomy places the organism in Eukaryota, Metazoa, Chordata, Actinopteri, Pomacentridae.
AAUACAGUAAAUGCAGAAAAAUGUUGUAUGUAGCCAUUAUAUAGGGUCCUAAAGAUAGAUCAAGAACAUGUAAUAAAUCUUAUAUUAACUGAAUAUUAUCAGUUCUAUAAGGAGAUAUGUCGUAUGUAAUUGUGAGUAAAUUUGGCACCACAUGUAGUUGUCUGGAUUUCUCAGCUCCUCCUUCACCAAACUGCUCCUGGUGAACUUUAAAUAACCUUGAAGAACAGCACACAUUUCUGAACACGCUGCUCUCAAACGACUCGGGCUUUUAUUUUAAUAUACCGAAUGCCAGUUCGCAUCAAACUCAAGCAUUUAGGCUUAUUUAUUUAAGAAAUGAUUUUUUUUCUCAUUCGCUCUCUUGAAGAAAUUCCUGCUUUAUUCUUGGAGCCUUUAGGUUAUCCGAGCAUGCACUGACAGGGAAACAUCACCAAGUGGGGCAUUUUCAGAACAGUUUCACAUUCGUAUUGCACUGAAAACAAACUGAUUCAUAUUCAGUUUCAAAUGAAGAAAAUAGUUGAGUGGUUAUAGUGAUGUACAUAUCAGAAGAAAAGGGUAGCUUCAGUCAGUUUGGGAAACUUAAAAAUGUAUUUUUUUUUGAUUAUCUGGAACUCUUAUGAAUCAUAUUGUCCUUUAAAGUAGAAGCUUAUUAAGCUAUAUUGAGAAGAUCAUGUGCAUAAAAACAUCUGUGUUACAAGAAAUUAGCUAUAAAGUACAAUAAAUGGUAUAGAUAGAAACAUUCCAGAAGGAUACAGAGACGGAUUCUGCUCAAGGUUUCUUCCCGUUAAAAGAGUUUUUUCUCGCCACUAUCGCCUUAGGGCUUGCUCUGGGGGUUCAGGCUUAUGGGUUCUGUAAAGCAUCUUAAGACGAUUUGAACUGUAAUUGGUGCUAAAUAAAAAAACGAAUUGAAUACAGUCUUUUAGCAUUUAGAUAUAUGAUGAGUGCCACCAGUAAAUCUAUACUGAGACAAGAAACUUACCACUGCAUAAAAACAUUUAAUUUCAGGGACAUGAGGCAUAGCUUUGAGCGAAGUUAACAUAAAGUUACAAGUGAUUUGAAUUCAGAAGGUCGUAUCACGACAAACGAACCAUUAGCAGCUGUCACCGACUACAAUGAAACCAUGUGAGAACAUGACAGGGAGGAAUCCAUACAAUGAGGACUUGGCUCGGCACCAUGCAGAUACUUUAGGAAUGGGCAGGGCGCACAGAAAUGCUUGAAAGACAACAUGUAUCAACAAGAAGUUUCAGAUCAUGAGCAAACAAAUAUGAGCCUUAAUGCCUCUGAGUAACAGACAAGUCAUCCUGGAUUUAAAAUGUCAGAGCUGGGAUUUCCAUCCUUUUAUUGAACAGCCAUCUUUAGCAGCUUUUCGCCUGUUAAAUUAAAACCAGAACGCUUCUUGGAAAAGCAAGUGUUUAGCUGUAGUUGGAAUCAGGCUCUUUUGGCACAAAGUGGCCUUAAUUCUUAGAGGACUGGGUAGCUUGUGGAAUUCAGUUUGACAGGAGAUGAAAGGAGAGUGGAGCUUGUAAAUCAUGAAGGGAGAUGGACAGGCUUUCUCGGGUGCCACAUCUUAGCAAAUGCAGACUCUGGCUUUUGUGGUGUUUGCUGCAGGCUCACCGUGAGGAGAAAGCGCUUAUUGAAUGACCACAUGCUCCAAGGUGUGUAUUAAUUACACUUCUAUGUGAUAAGUUUGGAGCGGGAUGAAUUUCACAUGCCUGCAUGGGCGAACAUAAGCCAUCAAAGUGUCCACUGUUCCCUCAAAGCUCCUCUUGCGUAUUUACAAAUAGGUUCUAGUAAAUAGCAAGUGAGCUGGGACCCCUGCAUUUGAGAUGUGUGUAGCCAUGAGACGGAACUUGACACCGAGGGCGCACAGAGCGCGGAGAUCAGGUUAGAAACAUGCAUCGCAACAGAACAUCUCCAAAUCGCAUUCCGCAUACUGAAAUCUAAUCCGAGGACAUCAGGAUGUGUGACAUAAUCCCCAAGACAUCUGAAAACUGCGCUCCUCCAAACAGGGCUCCAGGGGUGGUUUGGAGAGAUAUGCGGACCUCUGUUCCUCACUGUUUGCUCUUGCAGGGAUCUAUAAAAGAGGGGCGGACACCAACUGCCCCCAAACGUCAGAGCGCACUUAACUAUAAAUCUCUCCAAACUGCUCGCUGCGCCCGGUGCGGUGUUAUGCGCAAACAUCUGUCCUGCUUCAGUCCAAUAUGAGGACAACGCGUGUGGAGACCCCCUCGAGCUACACAGACACUAUCUGACACGGAAAAAAUGGAGAAUAAACACCCCCAUCUGUGUUGUUUUUGUUUACCACGACAAGAUUAGUGUAAAAAAAUGUUGGCGGUUUUGAUUUUUUUAACGCAGUUUUGGAUAUAAGAGCGCUUUAAGUGUUUUAUCAAGAGGCACGCAAGGCGUUCUUGCGCUCUGGAAAGCAAAUAUUGAACACCUUAUGCGCCCUGCUUACGUGCUGGAGGGGCUGAUGUCUUCAUUGGACUCCUUUCUGUCGGAGAUGGUGGAUCUCUCUCGGAUUUCCAACGUGGAAACGUAGCAUCCAAUUAAUCAGCGACUGCAACUGUACCCCCGUAAGGCGCAGUGGCACUUGGUCCGCUCUCUUCUACACCUACCUUUGGACUCCAAAGUGUGCAGAGAGACGCAUGGUUUGGCUGGUGCGCCGGAUCGGAAUAUGAAAAACACACCUAGUGCCAGUAUUUCAGCCUUUUUUCUAUUUGGACACAAACUGAAUUUGAACUCGCUUUCGUGAAAUUUUCACGUUCGGGUUGUUUGAAAUGAUUCAUGCCGCUGAAUCAGCUGGGAACACUAAAUGAGUGGCGUUUUCUGUUUGGAUUUUACCACCAACAGCCCAAGCGAGUUUCAGGUCUGCAUGGGCCAUAUUUGAGGUAAGUGAAGCUUUAAAUUUUACUAUGAUUUCAGGGUGUUUAAAUAAGUACUGCCCUGGCUUCUGAUUAUCUGUGCGCAACGGGACAUACAAGCGUCACUUUGGCGUUUCUGUUCAAAUCGAAAUGCAACUUAUGCAUUUGUAAGGACAGUUGUUAGGACUUUUGCAUAGCAUGUUUCAGCCCAGUAUUUAUCCAUGCUUGGCUGUUUAGGUUCACUGCAGACUCAACAUGCCAUUAGACAGAGUCACGUAAGCUUUGGGGAUCGCCAUCUGGCCAAGUCACACCAUUAUUUAGGCUAUCGGUGCCAAAACGCUUUGGUGCGUGCUUUAACCAAUGCAUUUUUGUGUGAGGCGCACCCUCUGUGCCUCAUUAUAAAGUAGCAAGAGCUUCAUCACAACAACGUGAAUGUAUCAUCUUCUAACCCCAAUACAUCUGAACAUCCGUAGAGAAUGUAAAAUAGAAAACAGCACUUUUACGCACAAAUUUACGCAUUUUUUUGUAUGAUUCGUCCCAUACUUUGUUUCUAUAUUCCGCGGAUGUUUUUGUUAUUAUUAGUAAUAAAUAGGGCAUUUCUUAAAUUGUCUUUCUUAUAGUCAUUAUUUUCUGGUGAGUUUAAUCAGAUAUUCAUUUUUACAGCACACACCAGACAAAGUGAAGAUCAAAGCUCCUUGACAUGAUGACACAGUUAUUAAUACAGAAUGAGUCAGGCUUUCUUCAUAGGAACUGAGUCUAAGAUGAAGUUAUGGGAUGUUUUGGCCACGUGUUUGUUCCUCCUGAGCUCUGUUGCUACACGGCCUCUCUACCAAAACACUCAGCCAGCCAAGAGGACUUACUUCCCCAGCAGCUACACUGAUUCUGUGUCCCUGUCUGUGGAGGACGAAGAGCCAUUGUUCCAGCGCCAAGACCACAACCUGCAGGAGAUCUCCAUGGAGGAUCAGUAUGACACUGCAGGUCCUUAUCCAGAGCAGUACGAUGACGUGAUGGAUUUUAUCGAGGCUACCAUUGGCAGACUCCGGAGAUCUUCAGAACCCAGCGGGGGCUCCAGGGGACGGAAGGAGCAGAGACAAAGAGGAGCAGCAAACACAGGAGGCUCGAGAGGCGGAGGGAGAGGACAUGGAGACAGGAGGCGAGGUCGAGGCCGAGGGGGAAGCCGAGGCGGUAAAGGAGGCCGAGGUGAGAAAGGGAGGGAGAGGAUAUCGGUGCAGAGUCGAGGCUGCUUGCUAAAGGAAGUCCAUCUCAAUGUGACGGAUUUGGGGUUGGGCUACCAGACUAAAGAGGAGCUGAUCUUCCGGUACUGUAGCGGCCCCUGCAUCGAGGCGGAGACCAACUACGACAAGAUCCUGAACAACCUCACACACAACAAAAAGCUGGACAAGGACACGCCCUCUCGCACCUGCUGUCGACCGAUCGCAUUCGAUGAUGACUUGUCCUUUUUGGACGACAACGUGGUGUAUCACACGCUGAAGAAGCAUUCUGCUAGGAAGUGUGGCUGUGUCUGAGGAAGUCACUUGAACGUGACAAAAUAACGGCAUCAGCGAACUAAGGAUCACCUUUACAAGCUGGUGCUGCAAAGGGAGGGAUUACUGUUGGACAAGUGUAUGCGAGGUCAAACAGGGAUUGCAUCGUCCCUUAGUGUCAGUAGUCAUCAGAGGAGAUACAGGUGAGUAUACUGAGACCACCUGAAAGACACUGGAACAGCCGUUCACAAGCAACCUGUACAUUUAACUUUGACAGUCCGUACUCAGUCCUCUAGAUCCCGUUACCAGUAUUUGACUGUUCAGACACAUGCAAAAAUGUAUCAGGUGUGCACCUAUUUGCAGAAGAUUAAAUGCUGUUACACUUCCAGAUUUGCUAAUUGUGCUGUCUAAAAAGGCAAGAGUGAAGAAAAACUAGAAGACUUAAUUUCCCAGGAACAUCAGUUUUCCAUAACUGGCUCUUAAAGACUCCAGAUGAAUCCACAGAUUUGAAGAGAUCAUUCUGUUGCAGUCUAAGUCACAUCCACUGCAUAGCCUGGAUGUUGACAUUCAGAGUCAAGGAACCACUCCAGAGUGCAGCAAAGACUUUUUGGUGCAACGCAUCUACAUAAAAUCCAAUCAUAUAUAUACAUACAUAGUAUAUAUAGAUACGUGUGUGUAAGAGGUAUAUUUAUUAAGAUGGAAUUAACUUAUUGUUAUUUAUUUCAAUCCAUUUUACGCAAGAAAUUGUCAUUUUUCUUAUUUAUUUAAAAGCUUUGUAUGUCCUGGAUGGUGCCAAAGUGGAGCAUUUUCUCAUGCAAAAGCUCACAAGGUGACCCAGAACUGCUAAACACACUUUAUUAACGCUUCUUCAUGCCACUUAGAUUCCAGCGUUUCUCAUUUCAUGCAUCUAAAUGAUCAUCAUUAGCUAUCAAGUUCAGGAAGGACAGACAGAGAGGAAGAGGAGGGGACCAAUAGAAGAUAUUUGAUAGGGUUGAUGUGUUGUUUUGAAGCAUUUAGAGGGACGGCAGUAGUUCACCUCAUUCUGACAAACGUGACCACGCAAAGACAAGAGGGGAAACUUCAGCUCUCUCCUCACAGCACCCAGUUAUAGACUCCUGUUCAACUCAUCCCUUCAUUGAUGCUCUAUGUUUACAAGGAAAUAAAUAACUCUUUGCUGCUGUUUAUUUUCAAAGCAAUUUUUACAUUCAUAAUCCAGGACAGAUUUAAACAGAAGCCAUAACAUCUAUAAAAUUUAAAAUCAACAUGAGAGUGGUGGUCUCACAAGGAUCUGUACGUGCCUUUGAGGAUCCAUCCUUUAGGUGAAAGUACAGAAGCUGCUAGAAUACCUGCCUAUCAGCGCACGUCAUCCGAAACCUCACUCUGGCCUUGCACCAAGUCUGAGCAAAGGCUUUGCAGCGGUUACUGUCCCAAUAGGCUUUAAAGUUCAUGGGACUGCCUGUGUCUCUGUCUGAACUCUGACAGACAGGUCUUAUUCCCUCAAAGGGGAUUUGAAAGUGAUCCUCUAACACGAGUCUUAACCAAAUAUCCCUGCUGGCAAAGGCAGUUUAAGGAAAAUCUAGCUACUGUAGUGGCAGUCAUUGUGCAACUGAUGUAAAUAUCUCAAGACUAGACGUUUUGACAAAAGAGCAUGUUUUGGAAUUACCGAGCGAAGGCAAAGUGUUGGCUCGACAUGCUUUCUACAUGUAAUGACUUGUUCAGUCAAAUUUAUUCCCAAACUACGGCGGAAAUACACAUGCAGCAAAACAGGAGGCUCUUCAAAAAGCACGUCGCUGUGCCCUGCAAAGGGGGUCGUUUUAAGUGGAACAAAGAGAGCCCUCGUGUAGGUCUUGAUGUUAGCAUGGAUUAGGGACCAAGGUAUCUGUGCCCACCCAGCAGCAAGCAAGCCAGCUUUACUGUGUAAUCCCCCUGCACAGAACAAAUCCACUGCAUCAAGCUGAAUUUAGGCCAAACACUACACAGAGAGGAAAAAAAAACUCUUAGCUUUUAUCACAGCAUACCUCAUCAAUUGGAUCAUCUUCCCCUUUUAACAACUGAUUCGUGCAUAAGCCUUUCCAGAUGAGAUUGUGCAGUUAGGAGACUUCCCAGAAGUCUCAGAGCGCCUCGAUACUCGUCGAUACCAUACGUUAACGUGUGUAAACUGUGACCACCCGCCCUCUCAUCGUCACGACUGUUCUGCUCAACUGUUCAUUAGUUCUUUGGAUCUGGUGCAAAGGUAAACGAGCAAUAGGUAAAGAUACUAAGGAAUCCUCAGUGUUAAUAUUAGAAGAAAGGAUUGCAUUUGUUGUCACUCCGUUAACACCUCUGUGAAAAGAAAUAACUGUCACGUCGUCUCACUUGUUUUGUGUUACAGAACCAAAGCUCUCGGCAAACUUUAUUUUUGUACAAUAUUCAUUUUAUAACUUUUUACAGAAUUAAACUUGUUUCUAUUAAAUGAA